GAUAAACAGUAAUACAUCAUGCCAGAACCAGCUAAGCCAGCACCCAAGAAGGGAUCCAAGAAAGCAGUGACAAAGGCUGCAGGGAAAGGAGGCAAGAAGCGCCGAAAGACCAGGAAGGAGAGCUAUGCCAUCUACGUGUACAAGGUGCUGAAGCAGGUCCACCCCGAUACCGGUAUCUCCUCUAAGGCGAUGGGCAUCAUGAACUCUUUCGUGAACGACAUCUUCGAGCGCAUCGCUGGGGAGUCUUCCCGCCUGGCUCAUUACAACAAGAGGUCCACCAUCACCUCCAGGGAGAUCCAGACCGCAGUGCGUCUGCUUCUGCCCGGUGAACUGGCCAAGCACGCCGUGUCCGAGGGAACCAAGGCCGUCACCAAGUACACCAGCUCCAAGUAAUUCAUUGACGCAAAUUCAAAUACAAAGGCUCUUUUAAGAGCCACCCACUUCAUCCUUUGAAAAGCAAUUUCAAUGUUUUGCGAACUAAACCGUUUAAUUUUGACAUUGAUAGUUCUUGAAACAUUCUGACGA
Clupea harengus (Atlantic herring) is the source of this 525-nucleotide messenger RNA. RefSeq names its product histone H2B 1/2-like. Gene Ontology annotation, cellular component: nucleosome. Gene Ontology annotation, molecular function: protein heterodimerization activity; DNA binding; structural constituent of chromatin. The record is from RefSeq and is a predicted model, not a curated record. Lineage: Eukaryota; Metazoa; Chordata; Actinopteri; Clupeiformes; Clupeidae.